Molecule: messenger RNA, 6044 nt
Organism: Zonotrichia albicollis (white-throated sparrow)
Lineage: Eukaryota; Metazoa; Chordata; Aves; Passeriformes; Passerellidae
Source: RefSeq, a predicted model, not a curated record
CUUACAAAAGAGGAAGGGCAUCUGGUGUGUCAAAGAACCUUUCUGAAAAAAGUAAGCUAUCAAAAGAUUAACAACAGGCAAUUGAGAUAAAGAUGGUAAGUUAUUGUUCAUAUUUGUUAAUAUUAACACUGUGUUAAUAACAUAGUGAUCUGUGGUUUUGCCUUUGACAAAAAUCAUAAACUAAAGGAUAGAGAAUAAUAUUUUUCAAAAAUGGUAAUUUUUUGUAAGGCUGUUUUUCUAGUGGAGGUCUAGUUAGACCCUGAAUAAACAAGGAUUAGGUUGUUUAUUGUUCUUAUACUGCUGAAGCUAAUACUUCAUGUUAGCAACUCAAACUCUGCAGUCACCUCUUGUCCUUUGCCCUCUAUCCUUACCCUAGACUGGGAGAUAAAGUAAUAAGAUGAGAGUUACGAAAAACUUAAUACAAGGUAUUCAUUGUCAAGAUACUGAAAUGAGCAGCAUAAAUAGUUGUCAGCUGUCUGCAUGUGAACAAAAAAAAUUACAAAGGAAGGCCACAAUGCAUAGAGGAUGUGAGGGAGAUUAAUUAUUACUCAGGAAUGACUCUUGAACUAAAUUAGCUAUUGGUACCAGCUUUUAGUUAGGACGGUGCUAGUUGUGGAGGGUUUUAGAAAGAUGGUGGAAAAGACGGUCUGAAAAUAGAAGUUGGACAGCGAAGGUAAACACAAUAUCCAAUUUGAAGGCAAUACAAAACAAAAUGUAAUUUCAAAAUUCUAAAAAGUCAAGAUAUUGAAAGAACCUGUAAUGGGAGAUUAAUAAAUGUGUUUGUGAGCAUAGCGGUACAGUGUGGCUAAAGCAUGAGUGAUUCCUUGGUUUAGGAUGGGGAAAAAAAGAUUAUUUAAAUAUAUGAAAGUUUGUAAGUGUACUCUUGAUCCUGUGCAAGGUUUUAGAGUAAAUUUUAGCAAGACUGUGACCACUGAAAUAAGGAGAGACAUGAUUAAUUUGAGCAGCUCAAUCUAGUGAAAGAUGUCUCACCUAUAGCAAGGGGAUUGGGACUAGAUAUUUUAAAGUCCUGUCCAACCCAAGCCAUUCCAUGAUUCUAACCGUGACAAGAGCUCUUUAUUGUGACCUUGCUGCGGAAGAAAACAUUGUGUAACUGCACUUGCCUGACUGACUGGGCAGAUAUGUCAGUUGUAGGCUGAUGACAAGCUCAGAUGUAUUGAUGCAAUAUGUUGCAUCUCCAAAAAAUGAAAUCCUAGCACACAUUAAGAAAGAAAAUUUCCAACAAUGAUGAGGGCAUGUUAACUUGCCACAUAUAAAUGGAUAAGGUACAGGCAUUUCCGGUCUCUUGUACUAGAGAGUAAUGGAAACUGGGCCAGCUGCAGAGAAACACUGGGCGAAGGAAAACUGUUUGUUAUGAUAUGGUUUUACCUUUCAUUCAACUCUUUUGUUGAAUGAAAAGGUAAUGAAAAUGAAGAUGAGGAGGUGAUAUCACUACAGUCUGUCAGGGUGGUGGAGAGUAAGAAAGUCUGUUUACCAUUAAGUGGAAUACUGCAAAGAAGCCAUUGAUACCAUUAGCUAAAUUUAGUAUUAAAGCAAAUCUGCAUCAUUUGUGACAUGCUUACUUGCAUAUUAAUUGGAAUUUAAAAAUGCAAAAUCAAAAUGAAUUGUCACUAUAAAAGAAGAGCAUUUAAAUAUGCUGAAAGCAUACCUUUAAAGUUAAAAUUUGCCAUUUCACCCUUUUUAUAGUGAGGAAGUAUAAAUGUAGUGUUCUUAAUUAUACUGACGUAAUGUGUUUUAUGACUACAUAUUUGUGCUGUUUAUUUCAGGAGAGCAAAAUUAAUGAGUUAUGUUGCGGAAACCAUGAAUUUCACUCAUCAAAUUAUAAGGCAGCAUAAAUUACAAGGAUAAAGAAAUUUGCAUGGACAUUUAGAUCCGUUCAAAAUGAUGUGUGCUGGGAAAAAAUUUUACUUUGCUGCUGCUGUGUGCAUUAUGACUGUAACUUCAAUGCUUGCAGUUUCUUAUCUGAAGUUACAGAGACUUUCUCAUCAGCCAAAAGUAAUUCAAGAAGGUGGAAGAUGUAGAGGGAAACUUGCCAUUAGCACAAUAACAGCAUUAGAAGGUAACAAAACUUUUAUUAUAUCCCCAUACUUUGAUGACAGAGAAAGCAAAGUCACUCGUCUGAUUGGGAUAGUUCACCAUGAAGAUGUAAAACAACUGUACUGCUGGUUCUGCUGUCAGGCCAAUGGAAAGAUACAUGUAUCAAAAGCAAACAUUGAUGUUCACUCAGAUAGAUUUGGAUUCCCUUAUGGUGCAACAGAUAUAGUUUGUUUGGAACCUAAAAAUUGUGAUCCAACACAUGUAUCAAUUCAUCAGUCUCCAUAUGGAAAUAUUGACCAGCUGCCGAGGUUUGAAAUUAAAAAUCGCAAGCCUGAGACCUCUUCUGUUGACUUCACCGUGUGCAUUUCUGCCAUGUUUGGAAACUACAACAAUGUCUUGCAGUUUAUACAGAGUAUGGAAAUGUAUAAGAUUCUUGGAGCACAGAAAGUGGUGAUCUAUAAGAACAACUGCAGCCAUCUGAUGGAGAAAGUCUUGAAGUUUUAUGUAGAAGAAGGAACUGUUGAGGUAAUUCCCUGGCCAAUAAACUCACACCUCAGGGUUUCUUCUGCAUGGCGCUUCAUGCAAGACGGGACACACAUUGGCUACUAUGGACAAAUCACAGCUCUAAAUGACUGUAUAUACCAUAACAUGGAAAGGAGCAAGUUUGUGGUCCUUAAUGAUGCUGAUGAAAUAAUUCUUCCCCUUAAACACCCAGACUGGAAAACAAUGAUGAACAGUCUUCAGGAAGAAAACCCAGGGGCUAGUGUUUUCCUCUUUGAGAACCAUAUCUUCCCAGAAGCUGUAUCUUCUCACACGUUCAACAUUUCAUCUUGGAAUACUGUGCCAGGAGUUAACAUAUUACAGCAUGUAUACAGAGAGCCUGACAGGAAAAAUGUAAUGAAUCCCAGGAAAAUGAUAGUUGAUCCACGAAAGGUGAUCCAGACUUCAGUCCAUUCUGUCCUACGUGCUUAUGGGAAGAGCGUGUAUGUUCCCAUGGAUGUUGCCCUCAUUUAUCACUGUCGGAAGGGCCUUCAAGGAAACCUUCCCAGAGAAUCUCUCAUCAGGGAUACAACACUGUGGAGAUAUAACUCAUCAUUAAUCAUGAAUGUUAACAAGGUUCUAUCUCAAACCAUGCUGCAAACUCAAAAUUGAAACCUCAGUUAUAAAGAGUGAAAGUGGAGGGCUACCUGUAUUGUAGGAAGACAGAGAAUAUAAUUUAAAAAUCACAUUACAUUGAUUUUCACAUGGAGUCUACAUUUUUCUGCAAUUAUUUAGGGAAGAUAUAGCAAAGCCAUGAAUCACUUAAUGAUGAUAUUAAGGGUCAAUGCAGAUUGUAGCAUCUCUUCUGGGAAAUGUACAAUUUGUUUUCAGUUAAUAAUAAAAAUCAGUAUUUGUCAAUUGAUUCAAAUAAUGCAAAAUAGUUUUCAACCUAUGUACAAAAAGUUCAAAUACAAUCAUUAGUAUAAAGGUAGCAUUGCUUAAUUAUUGCAGUUUGUAUGUCACUGGGUACUAAAUUUGUAUGGAUCAAUAUGAGUAAAAGGUAGACAAGUAAUUGAGUACAAUCUUCCUUUCAGUUGUAAAAAAUUACCCCUUACUGAAAGGGAAAUAGUUCUUGGAAAUAGUAUAUGUUAAAGAUGUGAUGGAUUGUAACACUAAACACAGCCAUUGGAGUUUUGCUGAUAAAGAAUGUCUUGUUCAACUGGGCUUUGGAGACAUGUAAGUUUGAGAAGAGUCAUUGCACGUAUUCCUGAAUUACUAAAGUGCUAAAUGCUGAGUUGUGUCAACAAGCUUUAAUAGAGGCAAGGGAGAGAGAUUCAUCUUAAUGAAAAAGAUACUUUUGUGAACCAAAAAGAACCUAUUUCAAGGAGGAAAAAAUAGAUGGCCAAACAACUUUUAUGAAAUGUAAUAUUUUGUUGGGGUUUUUUCUGGCACCUUGAAGCCUCGUAGGAAAAUAUUUUGUGAGAUUUAGACACAAGUUGGAUUUUAGUCCUUUAUGUGAUGGGUAAGUUGAAUUACAUUGCUUCCUUGGUAGGUGUAAGGGUACAGAAGCUGCAUUUUUUCUUAACUCUAUCUGGAAAUAGUGCUAAGUAGUGACUUGCUGAUGGGCCAGAUGGAAACCAAAGCAAACAGAAAAACCAUUUGCUCAUUUUUGUUUCACAGUUUCAGUUUCACAGUUUCAGUUUCUGUUUGAUAAAACCCCAGAACUACAUGCAUUGCAUAUGUUGUCACAUUAUACUACAGCCUUCCUACUGAAGGCACAUCUGAAGGCAGCGAUAGCCUGACACUGGUGUCUGACAGACGGAAGUGUGUGUGAGAGCAAGUAUGAUUUUUAAAAUUUCUGCAUUAGUGUCAUGCUUUCAUUCCUUUAUCUAUUUGGUAGUGGUACAUAUCUGUGCCCUUAAAGAGCUCUGUCAUUAGUGGAAUAGUAUCAUUAGCAAUGUCCAAAGGGAACUUCUACUUUGAUUCACAGUGAUUGCAGCAUCUCCCAGACUGUAUCAUAAACAAACUUGCAGCUGUAUUAGGAUCUGAAAUGCCUGCUCCUGUCAGUCAUACAAUCUUGUAUGGCAACAGGUCCAUUAAGAAUUUCAGACUUGCCAUUUAGAAAGGGCAUCUGAAAGUCCAGCUCCCUGCUUAUAGCAUGGUGUGCUCAGGGCUUUGUCUAGGAAGGCUGGGCAACCUGUUUCAGUCUUAAACUAGACUCACUGUGGAGAAUUCCUCUCGUCACAACAACCAUUAACUAUUGUCUUGCUGCAAGAUGCCAAAAUGAGUCUGACACAGUUUUCUUUAUAGCUCACUAGUUAGCUGGAGACAGUAGCAGUGCCUCCGCAUCCCAUGCCCACCACACCUUCCCGUCUGGAGGGCUUGGCCUGGGUGUGUUUCUCAGCCAUCUUGUGCUCCACCUCUCUGUGGACUCUAUAUAGUCAAGGUCACUAAAAGAAGUAGUUAACCAAGAUUUCCUGCUUUGCUGAUUUGGAAACAAGGACAUUUCUGGCAGGCCUCUGUUUAAUCUUUCAAACUUAAUGCAGUGCUGUAUAGGUGGUUCCUUUAGAAGCACACAUCUUAAUGAUACUGUUAUGUUACUCCCACAUUAGGAAUGCUGAGAACUGGGUUUCAAGACAAGUUACUGAAGUUAAGUUAUUGAAAACAUUCUUCUUCAUGGAAGCUUUCUUCACUUGGGAGUGAGACAACAAAAGCUCACCUUUGUGAGCUCAUCAUUUAUGCCCCACACAGUGCAGUUUGAAUUGAGAGUUGUGAAUUUGGCUUCUGGUUAAUAAAAUCCUUGAGUACAGACAACAUUUUUCAAAGUAAAUUGAUGUGACUAAAGGUGAAAAAACUGAAUGCUUAAAAGUCUGGCUCUGUAUUUUAGAGACUGCUCCUCUGUGACUUUAAGCUACUCCUACGGCAUCCUCAAAUACUGAUUCUUGCAUAUGAAAACUCCCCUUCAUUUUGUAACUCAUACCACAUACCUUUGGGAAUAGUGGCCUUCAUUUAGUAUUAAGUAUGAAAUCAGGUCUCCUUGAAUAGUGGGAAGAAAAAAAUCACACUAGUAAUGCUGGACAGUUUUGUCCUCUGAAGGGCACGAGCACAAGCUUCAUGAAAACUCACCUUUUCAAGUUGUGUGAAAAAAAAUGACAUUAAGGCGGGAGGGAGGGAGGGAAGGCAGGAAGGAAGGUAGAUCAACCUCAAGCAUUUCUAAAGCAUGUGAUGUAGAUGCAGCUUUAAAGUACAUGUCAAAUAGCGCAAAAAUAUGUGGACAAAUACUUGUUAAAGGACUCAUUUGAUUCUUCUGGUUCAAAGGCUCAGUAUUUAAAGCUGUCAUAUGGAAAAACAUUUUGAAGAGAAAGAUUCCGGAGAGAGAGAGGGUUUGCUGUUUUCUCAUUUUUGCUAAGCAGCCAUGCACUGCAACCAGUUUUUGCUAUUAGAUGUACAAAAGCCUAUGGUUCUAAAACAGUAGCUUCAGCUUCCAUUUCAAUAAAAAAAAAAAAAAA